AUGGAAGAGUGCAAGGCCCUCACUGUGGAAGCUGAGGCCAAACCUAAAGAGGAGCUUGCUACUGAGGAACUGAAAGAGAUCCGGGCUCAUGAGGAGCCCAGGAAUGUCACCUUGCACGCCCCAUUACAGAGAGAGGAAUCUGAAGAAUAUCCAUCAUCAGACGUGCAAGAAGAACCUAAGGAGGAGCAAAUUGCUUGGUUCUUGGCAAUCCUCGGGAAGCUGAAAGCCAAUCCCUCUUAUGUAGAGGCGUUGGAGAAGAAACCUCCUCCCAUGGCAUGUUUGAAAAGCAUGAUCUCUAAAGAGAAAGCUUUGAGGGGAAAUAAGACUGUGGUACUGACCAAGGAGUGCAGUGCCUUAGUUCAAAAAAAGCUCCCUCAAAAGCUACCUGACCCCGUAAGCUUCCUGAUUCCCUAUACUAUAGGGUCUAUCACUUUUGAGAAGGCAUUGUGCGACCUUGGCUUAAGCAUCAAUCUUAUGCCUCUCUCUGUGAUGAAGAGGCUAGGAAUUCACGACGUGCAACCUGCUAAGAUCUUAUUGGAGAUGGCAGAUGGCAUAUGGCAUGGUGGAAAACGUCUUUGUGAAGGUUGA
This is a messenger RNA of Arachis stenosperma, 588 nucleotides long. RefSeq lists its product as uncharacterized. Lineage: Eukaryota; Viridiplantae; Streptophyta; Magnoliopsida; Fabales; Fabaceae. Bases 1 to 588 code for a protein of 195 amino acids. The record is from RefSeq and is a predicted model, not a curated record. The transcript has a single exon.